GCUCGCGGGCCACACACCGCCAGCGACUCUCCGGGAUUCGGCACGCAGGGCCUCUGAUAUCGCCUCUCAUCUGACAUCAAGAGAUGCAGCGCGACGUUCUUUCUCCAGCAGCGCACCGCGGAGACAAGCUCGAAGUGCGCAGUCACCAGUUCUGACCAAGAUGCGAGCGCGGGAACGAGAAACGAGCGCGGGGACGUUCGGGACUCACGGCCCACUUCGCGUUCCGACGGCUCGCAGCUCACCGCCGGCCCAGAAGAGCUCUCGAUAGUGCCGGUGCCAGCACACGGUGCAAUAACACGACGUCGAGGGGUUACGGGGACGCAGGAUGCAGUCCCCAAACGGGGUUUCCGCGAACAGAGUUCAAUAGAUCCAUCACGGGCUGCUUAUAGCCCUUACAAGUUACAACCUUAUCCCCGCGACGGCCGCACGCACGCACGCGUGCAACAACGAGACGGUGUUGUUGGCUCGCCUUCGCGCCGGACGAUCUCUCGCCUUCCUCUCCAGGUUUAGAUCGACAUUCGUACACGUACUCAGCGUACACGUACAGCCGGCCCUUUUCGUCUGACGUCGGGUGGGGGCAGGGCCUCGACUAAUCAUCUCGCGCUAGAUGAAGGGGGGGGGGUGUUACGAGCGCGCCGAGCUGGAAAACUUCAUCGUGUUCUGAUGGGCCGGAUCGUCCAUUACGAGCAAUCAUUGCCUCACACCAUCGCCUCGCCUCGCGGACCUCCUGUGCCAUCGGUGUACGGCCGAUCCGUUCGUCAACCUGACUACGUACUAUGGACGACAUACCCGGGUGCAUGGGGGGCCACACCACGCUAUUUAGCGAGUUGACGCGAACACCACGAGGGGCAGAGAGGCCAACACGAGGUGGGAGCCGCUCGCUGAUCGCCAACACCCUCUCGCACAACAUCCCAUCUUCCCAUCCCGCGCGCGUUCCGCCCACCCACACCAAGAAGAGGGCUUCUGAAACGGCCUGCAUCUCCCACCAUCUAAUCCGUCCCCAUCUUCGCCAUCGUGCUUCCCGAACCUUCUCCCUCCCCGAUUUCCGCGUCCAAAGAACACAUUCUCGCCGGGGUCCCAGCACUCCGCCUUUCGCUCGCCGCUCCUUCGAGAAAAGCGCGCGUCAGAACACGUCCGCACCAGGAAGGCAAGCCCGUCCCGACCGCUGACGCUCCCAUCGACCAAAUCCGGACACAAGGCCUGACGCAAACCGGGAAAAAUUGCGCCACCACGGCCUUGGGCCCCCCACGCCCACAAGCUCCCUGCCGCCAUCCUUCUUCUCCUCGCUGUCGCAUUUGAUUAGACCGCCCCCCCUGCUCGCCUGGGUGGCGUGUGUUUCGGGCCUAUUCGCUGUAUAUUCCGAUUUCAUUUAAUAAUCGCCCCCCGAGCAAGUUCCUCCCUAGCCAAUUCGCUUACCGUGCCCUCCUCCC
Messenger RNA from Punctularia strigosozonata HHB-11173 SS5, 1430 nucleotides. RefSeq lists its product as uncharacterized. The record is from RefSeq and is a predicted model, not a curated record. NCBI's taxonomy places the organism in Eukaryota, Fungi, Basidiomycota, Agaricomycetes, Corticiales, Punctulariaceae. The transcript has a single exon. Bases 777 to 1169 code for a protein of 130 amino acids.